This is a messenger RNA of Mercenaria mercenaria, 888 nucleotides long. RefSeq lists its product as uncharacterized. The record is from RefSeq and is a predicted model, not a curated record. The transcript is spliced from 4 exons. Bases 98 to 673 code for a protein of 191 amino acids. NCBI's taxonomy places the organism in Eukaryota, Metazoa, Mollusca, Bivalvia, Venerida, Veneridae.
UACAGCAUUACUCUGGUUAUUCAUAUUGAAGCAUAAACUGUUUAAAAAUAAAUUUAUUCAUAUUGUUUUUAAGACAUAGUACCAUUGGAUACUUAAAAUGGGAAGAUUUCCGAUUAUAGUUUAUAUCAGUUGUUUUGUUUUCGUUUAUGGCCAGACAACGCAGAAAGUUUGCUGGGAUUCAAAAUGGUACAACGAUUCUGGUGUCCUAAGAAACAGAUCAAGUUUUGAACACCAGUCGGUAAAGGUGCUAGAUACCAUUUGCUCAAAUGGACCAGUAACUGCUGCGCAGUGUAAGGACGAUAAAGGAGAACCAUUUAAUGUAGCCAUAAACUCUACUGCAAACCACUACUACGUAGUAUGUAACCACGUGAUCGGACUUAUAUGUCAUCCUUACAAUAAUUCAAUAAACGCAACAUGUCCCGACUUCGCAAUACAAUAUGGUUGUAACUGCCCAACAAAAGCAACAAGAGGAGUAAGUACUAUGAGUGCGCAAGGAAUGUCUGUUUAUACAAAUAGCGGUGGCGUCAAUACUGGUUCCCAGAGUACCGGAAGUGGAGCAGGAUCGAGUGCGUCUGGUCAGCAAAAUGGUCAUUGCAGAAACAAUGGUCAGCAUUACGGAGCCAGCCAUUUAGUGCUGCUGUUAUGUGCCAUGACCCUAAAAGUUCUUUUUUAACUUUACGAUUUGCGCUGUCGAGCAACAUGGCGUCUGUUGAAGCGGUAUUACUACAUGAUACAUUAGAAAAUAUCAACCGAAAUGUAUAGAACAAAGAACAUGUAUGUAAGAAAUAGAAAUUUUGAAUAAUCCAAUAGUAAUAACAAUAUUCACUGCAGCUGACGAACAUCAUAGUUUACAAGUUACAAUCAUGUCUUAAAGCAAUAAAUGGUAAU